AUGACAUCGCCAGCUAGGCCGCCCCCAGCGAGUUUUAUGCCAAAACUUCAUGACUCUAAACGCCUUGUCGUGGGUGAUGAUUCCGACUCUGAGAUUGAAGUGCCAGACCAAGAGGAAGAGGAUAACAUCCCCGUAAAGUCAUCGCAGUCUGUCUCAACUAGACUUCAAAACACCGUCAUUGAUGACGACGAUGAUGAUGAUGAUGAUGAACCAAUCGCUCCUCCCUCUACACUAAAACGUCGACGUCCUCCUGUUAUCGCUUUAGAUGACGAGGAUGAAGAUGAGGAUGAGGACGACGAUGACCGUCCUAUUGUCCCCCCUAGCUUGCUGAAACGCCCGCGUCCGAGAUUCAUCGAACUUGAAGACUCGAGCGACUCGGAUGCUUCACCAGUGAAAAAGAGGAAGACAUCGGUCUCAACGCCUGGUAGACUUAAGAGACCAACCUCUCUAGCUCCUUCUUCGCCCACGAAACGGGGCGCACCAAAGGGCCAUCGUUCUGAAAAGCAGAAGAAGAUGGAACUACUUCGCCGCCGAAGAGCUGGCGAGAAGAUUGAAAAGCUUACAUCUUCAGAAGAAGACUCUGAUGAGGAGAAACGUGGACUUUACGACACAGACCCAGAGGAAGAAUUCGUUGUCCUAAAGGACUUCGAUGACGAGGAGUCAGAAGGUGAAGAGCAAGAAAAGGAGGAAAAGCAUACCAAGCGAUUACGACGAAAGGAAAAGGAAAUUGAGGAGAUAAGCCAAGAGGGUAGCCAGGGGGGUGUCGAGGGUCAAGAUGGAGACGACGACGACGAUAAAGACCUCGAAGAUUUCAUCUCUGAUGACGACGAUGCUCCCCUAGGAGCUCCUGCGAACCUGGACAUUCCCCUGGAAUUCACAGCUCAAGCACAUAGGCCAUUAAAGGAUCAAUUCCCAUAUGUCAUCGAAUGGCUAGUUCACAACCGUAUCAACCCUGCGUUCGAACGCAACGAUCCUGUCUACAAUAACGCCUGGCGCAAACUGGACGAUGAGAUCCGCGCCCUCGCAUCCUCUAAAUUUGCCUCCGCCGCUUGGAAGGCCGAGUUCUACCGUACUCUAAAAGGGAGGCCUAAAAUGGAGGCUUACGAGAUGGAUCGAUCCGAAAGAAGCAAUGGCCUGUACGAUACAUGCGACGCCUGCGGUCGAAGCAACCACCCCGCCUCCUUCCGCAUUAUCUUCCAAGGACACCCAUACUACAAAAGCACCCUUGCAGACGUCGAAUCUGAUACGGAGGAUAAUGACAGUAAUGAUGACGAAGACGACGGCAACGAAAGCGAUGCCGGUUCCGUCGACACGCAAGGCAUGACGCUACCUCCGGUAACCAGAGAAUGGCAUGUAGGCGUCGUAUGCUGUAGUAACGCGGAAACCGCGCACAGUCUCAUCCAUUGGAAACACGCCCUCAAGGAAUGGGUCGAGGAGCGGCUCGAAGAUGACGGGUGGAUGGCCGCGCACAAGCUUAAGGAGCGCGAGCGCUUGAAAGCUAGGAAGCGCCGCGACCUAGCGAAUAGGAUCGUUGAUGGGUGGCGUGAGAAAGGUAUAGUAGCUGCGCUGUACAAGGAUUUUAAGAGUACGCUUGAGAGCGCGCGGAACAAGACUACGGGGGGGCGGGGAAGGGGUCGGUUUCGGUAA
Molecule: messenger RNA, 1647 nt
Organism: Daldinia childiae
Lineage: Eukaryota; Fungi; Ascomycota; Sordariomycetes; Xylariales; Hypoxylaceae
Product: putative transcription factor iiic-like protein
Exons: 1
Coding region: 1-1647 (548 amino acids)
Cellular component (GO): nucleus
Source: RefSeq, a predicted model, not a curated record